Messenger RNA from Peronospora matthiolae, 1593 nucleotides. NCBI's taxonomy places the organism in Eukaryota, Oomycota, Peronosporomycetes, Peronosporales, Peronosporaceae. The record is from the annotation of a GenBank genome assembly.
AUGACAAGUGACGAGUUAACGGAGCAGCCGUCCUGGACGGUCGUGCCGUGUGUGAACCACGGAGACGCGCCGCCCAUUGACGCUGGGCACGCCUGUGUUUUGUACAAAGACUCGCUCUACGUCUUUGGCGGUCGGACUUGCAAAGAGAGAGACCGCUCUCUUCCUGCAGUAUCAACGCGCAGCAGCUACUUGGUCCGUCCAGCGACCAACUUUUACGAAUUCAAUUUCGCCCAAAAGGAGUGGUCUACAGUCCUCACCAAUGGCGUCGUUCCUAGUCAGCGCAAGUAUCAUUCUGCCGUGGUGCACAAGGACUUGCUCUACGUCUUUGGAGGACACGAUGGCGACAGACGCUUGAAUGACUUUUUCUCCUACAAUUUUCUGACGCAAACAUGGACCAAUGUGUUCGUUAAUGCGGGACAACAGCCCACGUCGAGAUAUGGUCACGCUGCAGUAGUGUACAACAACGCCAUGUACAUUUUCGGGGGAAGUGAUCGACAUUAUGACCGCGAGUCCCUGUCGAGCCGCAACUCUUCUGAACAUGGCAGGUUGGACGCCGGUCGCUACGUCAACGACAUGCACUCCUUCAACUUGGAAACCAAUUCAUGGUCAUUGAUUUGCGCCACUGGAGAAGUGCCGUUCCCUCGUGAGGGUGCCUCCAUGGUCGUGUACGAACAAAACUGCCUGUUGUUUGGCGGCUAUGAUCACGAUCUGGGCUAUUUCGAUGAUGUUUGCGUAUUUAACUUUGAGACUCGCGUUUGGUCAAGCCUGGAGACAAAAGGAACGGCACCAAGCGGCUGCAAUCGCUUUCUGGCAGCUUCACACAAUCAAUCUCUAUUUGUAUUCGGUGGAAAGAUAAACCCCAGCCUGUGCGAGCUUGAUCUAGAAACAAACACUUGGGCAACUGUUGCAUGCACCGGAGCAGCUCCGAGGAGCAAAACGUUUUCUGGAUGUGUGUAUGAUGCCAACUUGAUCGUUUUGAGUGGACACGAUGACGUGAUCAGCCUCGAGCAGAUCAGGUUGCCUGAGAAGAAAGCCGGAGCGCAAAGCCACGAUAACAUGGAGCCCGUGGAAGAUGGCACUGUGAUUGCUCACUUGCGCUCCCUUGUCAACAAUCAACUCAUGAGCGAUGUGACUUUUACUGUUGAAGGAAGCCCCAUCUAUAGCCACAAGAGUCUUUGCGUGCGCUGCAGCUACUUCAAGGCUAUGUUUACUGGAGAGAUGUUGGAGAGCACCGCUCGUGAAGUGACGAUCUCCGACGUUAGUCGAGCAACGUUUCUUUCCCUACUAGAAUACGUGUACACCGAUCGACUCGUUCUCGCGGAUGGAGACGUUCAAGAGCUGUUCGUUGCCGCAGAUCGCUACGGUAUCGAAAGCCUGAAGCGGCUCUGCGCUCAGACACUCGUGAAGUCUGUAACUAUCGACAACGUCGCGAGCAUUCUUCAGGCAGCUGAUCAGCACAACUCGCCUUCACUGCGAGAAGAGUGUUUCGCUUUCACACUUCGGAAUUUCGACUCCGUUUCGAAAACACCGUCGUUCCAGAGUAUGGCUAGGACUAACAUCGAGUUGGCCUUGCAGAUUCUGCAGCGGCGCUAA